Molecule: messenger RNA, 1068 nt
Organism: Vicia faba (fava bean)
Lineage: Eukaryota; Viridiplantae; Streptophyta; Magnoliopsida; Fabales; Fabaceae
Source: the annotation of a GenBank genome assembly
AUGACGGAAUUCACUACUCCUAACGAUUACUUGAGGUUGAAGAGGAUUCGAGGAGGUCAUUUCACUUUUGAUGCAUGCUUUUCUGAUUCGGCUGCUCAACAGGAAGUGUAUUCUACAUCAACCUCGGAACUUGUGGAAGCAGUUAUGCAAGGGAAGGAUGGGACAGUUUCUUGUUAUGAUGCCACUGGAGCUGGAACAACAUACACAAUGCUUGGUACUAUGGAAAACCCGAGAGUGAUGGUGUUGGCAAUUAAGGAUCUCUUCAGUAAAAUCAGGAUCAGAAGCUAUGAUGGAAACCAUGUAGUUCAUCUGUCCUAUCUUGAGGUUUAUAAUGAAACUGUAAGAGAUUUGAUUUCACCUGGAAGGCCUCUUGUUUUGAGAGAAGAUAAGCAGGGGAUUGUGGCAGCAGGUCUUACGCAAUACAGAGCUUACUCCACCGAUGAAGUGAUGGCAUUGCUUCAGCAGAGAAAUCGUAAUAGAACUACGGAACCAACUCGUGCAAAUGAAACAUCUUCACGUUCUCAUGCUGUUUUGCAGGUCGUGGUUGAAUACCGAGUUAGAGAUGCUGCAUUGAAUAUUAUUCACAGAGUGGGCAAACUUUCAUUGAUUGAUCUCGCAGGCUGUAUCAAUGCUCUUGUAGAGGGCAAGAAGCACAUUCCAUACCGAAAUUCUAAACUAACCCAGUUUCUCAAAGAUUCAUUAGGAGGAACUUGCAACACCGUCAUGAUUGCAAACAUAAGCCCGAGUAUCCUCUCAUUUGGUGAAACUCAAAACACUCUUCAUUGGGCUGAUAGAGCAAAGGAGAUUCGAACAAAGGCACCUGAUGCAAACGAGGAUCUAUUACCGGUACCUAAAACAGAAAAAGACCAGGCAAAGCUGAUACUUGGGAUACAAAACGAGAAUCGUCAAUCGCGAGUUCAACUAGCACGCCAAAAUCAGUUGCUUUUGAAACUCAAAGCACAAUCCUUGGCUGCAGAUUCUUCCCCAACAUCCUCCAAUCGCUCUCUCUCUCGAACCGCAUCUCCUCCUCCGACCCACAAUCCUUAUCCUGCAACAACAUGCCGGUAA